CUUUUUUCACACACUCGCCUCAAUUCAGUGUCAUUAUAUAAUUUAGUAUCUUCCCAUAUACGCGAUAGCGUGUUAGCCAAGGCAAACUCACUAGGGAUUUGUCCUCUAAGCCACGAGAUGAAUCUCCGUCAAAUCUACGAAGUUUAAUGGAUGAAAACAAAAGCCGGUAUUGAAGCCGUUGUGGAAGUGCAACGCAGCGAGAAGCUAAAGAGGCGAGCGACAUCAAAAGGUAGGACGGCUGCUGAAUCGGCUAUGAUAAGAGCGUUUAACGCUCAAUUUGCUGAGUAUAGCUCUGAACUAAAGAUAGCUCGUGCGGUCAUGAAGAAAGAAAGUGAUACUGGUGUUCGUCUCCGAGACAAGUACUGGCCAGUUUCUGCAUUCGGUGUAGCCAUCAAUGUUUUGCACGAAGAGGCAGUUCUUGAUUUUUGUAGGAAAGAGGGAGUGAAAUGCGGUUUGUACAAGUAUGUUGAAGGACUGAUUGAACGCAAGACGGUGAGUUUUGCUUUACGCGAAGCCGAUAAUCUUCGGGCUGUUCUCAAGGAAAUGGAAAGGUUUGAAGUUCCGGUUUCGUCUAUGGAUGGAAAUUGUCUUGUUGAUAAUAAGAGGAAAGAUAUUGGAUCUGUUCUUGGUCAUGGUGGAGAAACAUCAUCUAAGAAGAAGAGACGUCUUACUCGUAAGAAGUAGAUUUGACUCAUUAACUCGUUAAUGGGGAAAUGUGAAAAUGUUAAUGGGAAAAUGUAUAACUCAUUAAUACUACUCAUUAUGCUUUUUAUUUUGUUUUGUUUCUUUAGUCUUUCUUUUUGUAACGUUUUUGCGUUUUGUUUUUUCUUUUUGUUGUACGGUCUUUUUAAAAGUUUAAUCUACUGUUUAAAACAAAAAUUUUAUGUU
Messenger RNA from Arabidopsis thaliana (thale cress), 888 nucleotides. RefSeq lists its product as uncharacterized. Lineage: Eukaryota; Viridiplantae; Streptophyta; Magnoliopsida; Brassicales; Brassicaceae. Bases 151 to 684 code for a protein of 177 amino acids. The transcript has a single exon. The record is from RefSeq and is marked reviewed.